Molecule: messenger RNA, 930 nt
Organism: Toxorhynchites rutilus septentrionalis
Lineage: Eukaryota; Metazoa; Arthropoda; Insecta; Diptera; Culicidae
Exons: 4
Coding region: 1-930 (309 amino acids)
Source: RefSeq, a predicted model, not a curated record
AUGGCGUCGAAGCAGCACGUGCUCCACGAACGCAUUCUGGAACGCGAAUACGAACGCUGCCCAGAACAUGACAUCAAGAUCAUCAUCGGAGAUUUCAAUACCCAGAUCGGUAAAGAGCAGGAGUUCGAACCUGUAAUUGGUAUGUACAGUGCACACCAGUUAACAAAUGAAAACGCCCUAAGACUCAUCGAUUUCGCCACCUCUAAGAAUAUGGCCGACAAGUGGAACGAAGACGACGGUACGAGUGGUGACGAGUGUCAGCAAGUGUUACAGGAGAAGAACGCUGCGCGGGAGCUCAUGCUGCGUCAAGCUACCCGUCAGAACGUGGAACGAUAUAGACAGAAGCGGAGACAGCAAACCCAACUCUUUCGGGAAAAGAAGCGCCGCCAAGAAGAGGACGAGUGUGAAGAACUCGAACAGCUGUAUCCCGAAAAGGCUUCGUGCCGCGAGCAGAAAUGUGAUGUGAUGGGAGCAGAGGACCAAAAUUACGAUGGAAGCGAUUACGUUGGUGCUGUAAAUAAUGAAGAUGUACCACCCCCAACGAUAGGUGAAGUAAGGAAUGCUAUUAAACAGUUGAAGAACAACAAAUCAACUGGCAAAGAUGGCAUCGGAGCAGAACUUAUCAAGAUGGGCCCGGAAAAAUUGGUUAGUUAUCUGCAUCGGCUGAUUGUCAGAAUUUGGGAAACAGAACAACUGCCGCAGGAGUGGAAAGAUGGGGUUAUUUGCCCUUUCUUCAAGAAAGGAGACAAACUAGACUGUGAAAACUUUCGUGCAAUCACCGUCCUGAAUGCCGCCUACAAAGUGCUUUCCCAAAUCAUCUUCCGUCGUUCAUCGCCACUGACAACAGAUUCGUGGGAGGUUAUCAGGCCGGCUUCGUCGAAGGUCGGUCUAAAUCUUCACCUUGCGGCAGAUUCUCCAGAAAUGCCGUGA